AUGAGCGACGACCCUUCUUUCCCUCCUUCUUACAGAGACUACAGCGAUAGAGACACACGAGAAUCGUAUUCAAGAAAUGCAUCCCGUUCACCUCACAAUCGAUCCUAUUCUCGCGAUGCUUCCCUCUCGCCACACAGCAGACGCCCACACCUGAAAAGCUCCAGCCGACAUCACUACCACCACGAUUCAGAUGACGACUAUUACCGCCAUCGUCGCCACCGAUCGUCGUCUCCUCGUCAUGGUAGACGAUCCUCUUCACGACACCAUCGUUCACGAUCGCCACCACCUGCACCAUCCGUACCAGGAUCAGGAUCUGGAUCAGGAUCACACGCUUCUUCUUCAGCACGACGUAGUAGCAAAGGAUGUCGCGUCUAUAUGGGAAAUCUUUCAUACGACUGUCAGUGGGAGGAUCUCAAGGACUUUGCACAAGAAGUUGGAACAGUAGUCAAUGCCAAUGUGCUCAUGACACCCAGCGGCAAAUCCAAAGGAUGUGGUGUGGUGGAAUACUCACGUCCUGAAUAUGCAGAGCGAGCCAUUCGAAAUCUCAAUCGAACCGAGUUCAUGGGAAGGCCUGUAUUUGUGCGAGAAGAUCGGGAAUUCGAACCCAAGAUACCCAAAGAUCCACGAGAUGCACCUGAAGACCAGCGUAUCUUUGUCGGCAAUCUUUCUUUCUCUACGAGUUGGCAGGAUCUCAAGGAUUUGUUCCGAAAAGGUGGAAGAGUGACUCACACCGAUGUUGAUGUGGAUGAAGAAACGCACAGACCCAAGGGUUCAGGUUUAGUCAUUUAUGAUGAUCCUCGUGAUGCGGCUGGUGCUAUUGAAAUCUUUAAUGGCUAUGAGUAUCGUGGUAGAAAAUUGCAAGUGUGCUUGGAACGCGAUGCACCACCGCCUCCGCCACCACAAGCUGCUACAACCAAAGGUCAAACAGAGUAUCGUGGAAUGACAUCAAGUACCUCGUAUGAAGGACAUGGCGCACCACCUCCCCCAGCACAUUUCCUUUCAGCACCUAUGGGAUUCGUAGGUGGACCAGCUGCUUCUACACCGAGUCAUGGCCCCAAUCAAAUCUUUGUUAAUAAUUUACCCUAUUCAACGACAUGGCAAGAUUUGAUCGAUUUGUUUAGACAUGUAGGUCCUGUGUUACGAGCAGAGAUUUUACUUGCAAAUGGUUAUCCAAAGGGUUCUGGUCUUGUUCGCUUUGAAGAGUUCACAACAUGCGAGAGGGCUAUUGGCAAAUUCAAUGGUUAUCUUUAUGGUGGUCGUCAUUUAGAUGUGCGACUUGACAAGUUUUCGAUGCCUGCAUAA
Molecule: messenger RNA, 1302 nt
Organism: Lichtheimia ornata
Lineage: Eukaryota; Fungi; Mucoromycota; Mucoromycetes; Mucorales; Lichtheimiaceae
Exons: 9
Coding region: 1-1302 (433 amino acids)
Cellular component (GO): cytoplasm; nucleus
Molecular function (GO): mRNA binding
Source: RefSeq, a predicted model, not a curated record